GCGGCGGCGGAGGGGCGGCGGCAGAGCCGGAGCGGAGCGGGACCGGGCACGGGACCGGGCACGGGAUAGCGGGGACCGGGCACGGAACCGGGUACGGGAUAGCGGGGACCGGGCGGAACCGGGCACGGAACCGGAGCAGCCUCAGCACUAUGUCCGUCAGCAGCCACGAGAACCGGAAAUCCCGCUCGAGCUCCGGCUCCAUGAACAUCCACCUCUUCCACAAACCGGGCCACGCCGACAGCCUCCUCACCCAACUGAACCUGCUCCGCCAGCAGAACCUCUUCACCGACGUGGUGCUGCGGGCGGGGAACCAGAGCUUCCCCUGCCACCGCGCCGUCCUGGCCGCCUGCAGCCGCUACUUCAAUGCCAUGUUCAGCGGGGGCCUUAAGGAGAGCAGGGAUGCUGAGGUCAACUUCCACGACUCGCUGCACCCCGAGGUGCUGGAGCUGCUGCUGGACUACGCUUACUCAGCCCGGGUGCUGAUCAACGAGGAGAACGCCGAGUCCCUGCUGGAGGCCGGGGACAUGCUGCAGUUCCAGGAUAUCCGUGACGCUUCGGCCGACUUUCUGGAGAAGAAUCUCUACCCUGGGAAUUGCCUGAACAUGCUGCUGCUGUCCGAUGCCCACUGCUGCGAGCGGCUGCUGGAGCUGUCCUGGAGGAUGGCCUUGGCCAACUUCACCUCGCUCUGCAAGACUGAAGAUUUCCUCCGGCUUCCCAAAGACAAGCUGCUGGAGCUGGUGGAGAGCGAGGAGCUGGAGGUGGAGGAUGAGACGCUGGUCUACGAAGCCGUUAUAGGCUGGAUCCGCUACGAUUUGCCCCGACGCCACGAAGUUCUGCCCGAGCUGCUGCGCUCCGUCCGCCUGGCCCUGCUGCCCGAGUCCUACCUGCGGAAGCAGGUGGCCUGUGAGAAGCUGGUGACCAGCCACAAGCUGGGGGAGGAGAUCGUGGCCGAUGCCGUGCGCUGCAAAAUGAAGAUCCUGCAGAACGACGGCCUGGUGACGGGCUGCUGCGCCCGGCCCCGCAAGGUCAGCCAGGCCCUGCUGCUGCUCGGGGGCCAGACCUUCAUGUGCGACAAGAUUUACACGCUGGACCAUAAAACCAGCGAGAUCAUCCCUCGUGCCGACAUCCCCAGCCCCCGCAAGGAGUGCAGCGCCUGCGCCAUCGGCUGCAAGGUCUACAUCACCGGCGGCAAGGGCUCCGAGAACGGCGCUUCCAGGGACGUCUGGGUGUACGACACCCUCCACGACGAGUGGGCCAAAGCUGCUCCCAUGCUGGUGGCGCGGUUUGGCCACGGUUCUGCCGAGCUGGACCACUGCCUGUACGUGGUGGGGGGUCACACGGCCAUGAGCGGCGCCUUCCCGGCCUCUCCCUCCGUGUCCCUCAAGCAGGUGGAGCACUACGACCCCCAGCUGGACAAGUGGUCGCUGGUGGCUCCUCUCCGGGAAGGCGUGAGCAACGCCGCCGUGGUGGGAGCCAAGAUGAAGCUGUUUGUUUUCGGGGGCACCAGCGCCAACCAGAACAAGCUGCCCAAGGUGCAGUGCUUCGACCCCUGCCAGAACCGCUGGACGGUGCCCGCCAGCUGCCCCCAGCCCUGGCGCUACACGGCCGCCGCCGUGGUGGGCAGCCACGUCAUCGUCAUCGGCGGGGACACGGAGUUCUCCGCCAGCUCCGCUUACCGCUUCCACAGCGACACCUUCCAGUGGUCCAAGUUUGGGGAUGUCACGGCCAAAUGCAUCAGCUGCCGCGCUGUCACCUCGGGGAACAGGCUCUACGUGGUGGGGGGCUACUGUGGGGCUCAGCGCUGCAAAACCCUGGACUGCUACGACCCCUCGUCCGACACGUGGAGCAGCGUCACCACGGUGCCCUACUCGCUCAUCCCCACCGCCUUCGUCAGCACCUGGAAGUACCUGUCAGCCUGAGACCUGGAAGGCUUCACACCUGGUUUUGCCAAGUGCCUCCCUUGACUGAGGAUCCAGAUGGAACACACAGGCAGCAGGAGCACCUCCUCCCACCUGGCAACUCUGUGAGCUGGGUGCCAUCAGCACCAGCAGGGCUCAAGGCAACUGGGUCUUGGCUUUGAAUUGCUUCUGCAAAUCCAUCCCCUCAGUCAGGCCAGGGAGGGGACAAGCACGGAGGGACCUCCUUGGGCUGGCAGCUUGUGCUGUCCCUUGAGACAGCAAAAGGUUUCCAAGUGUUCUCCUAACUUGUGUGAUCUCAGAGCAGGAACCAGAGGGAUUAUUUUGGUUUCAGUGAUACUAGAAAGGAGGAAGGACACUCCUGACCAGCUGCAGGACUGCACUGCUGGGACUCGCAGCACCCAAGCAGUAACCUGGAAUGUCAGAACAUGUGACAGUACUUUGCCCACGUGCUGGUUCUGCACAUUUAUUUCUUUUUUAUACAGCAGUUUUGUGUGUUUAUUACUCAGCCUGGAGCUGCUUCAAUAAAUCUGAAUAAAAUCCA
Serinus canaria (Common canary) is the source of this 2460-nucleotide messenger RNA. RefSeq names its product ectoderm-neural cortex protein 1-like. Gene Ontology annotation, molecular function: protein binding. NCBI's taxonomy places the organism in Eukaryota, Metazoa, Chordata, Aves, Passeriformes, Fringillidae. The record is from RefSeq and is a predicted model, not a curated record. Bases 150 to 1919 code for a protein of 589 amino acids. The transcript is spliced from 3 exons.